CCCCGUCACUGUGGAAACUUCUGCAUCUGAAUAGCAACAAGGACUCUCUGGUCUUGCCCUUCCCUGUGCUCGGCCAGUGGCAGCCAAACCACUCAAAAGAUGCGAAGGGGGCCGUGCUAAGGGCGAGAGAGAGGCCGCCACUGGGGUGCUUUCCCUGCCUUGUAGAGCUGAUGUGUUUGUCUGGACUCUGGUUCCUCUGGAGUUUCCUGCGCGCCUGGGUGCAGCCCCUGCCCCUUGGCCUGUCGCAAGAGAGGGUCCUCCUUGCCGCCCUCCCGAGAGAGAGAGCCACGGGCCAUGAAGAGCUUCUCUAAGCGCGAGGCGGACAGGAGGACGUUCCUGGAACAGGUUCGGGAAAGCAAGGAAAAUGGCUACCUCCUCUCUUCCAAGAAGAUAGGCUCGGGAGCCUUCUCCAAAGUCUACCUGGGUUAUGCCACCCAAGAGAAAAUGAUGCAGAACUACAAGCUGGCCUCAGACCUCAGGAGCAAGCGGCACUCCAUGGUGGGCACAAGAGCAGGGCUGGGAGGGAGGGAGGUGGGGAGUGCCAGCGGGUGGGGGCACCAGGAAAGAGUCUUGCCCAGCAGAAGACUCGCCACGGCUUGGCUGGCUCCCGUGCCCCCCAAGAAGCCUCUUUCAGGCUCUGUUGUGGAACUGCCCACUCUGCUUGCCACAGUUCCUACAGCAAGCAUUGGCCUGCUGGGUCCGGCCAAGCCCACCGUCCAGCCCACCACCCUCUUCUCACAGGGGCCAACCAAGGUGACCAUUAUGGGAAGCCCACAAGCCGUUUCUGAGCACAGCAGCAACACACGCCUGGCUUGUGCUCUCCAGCGACUGGCAUUCAGGGGCACAAUAACUUCCUCCUGCAGUGGACGUAGAACCUAGAUACCGUGGGAUGCUAGCUCCGGCCCAUCCAGAACAAAUUGGACUGCUGGGUCCGAAAGGGAUGCCCAGGAGCGGCACCAUGAGUGGGCUCUGGCAGGAUUCUGGGCACCCGCCUCUGCCCAAGGAUGCUAGCUGUGGUCGCUGACCCUGGGUCAAGUCCAUGCCCUUGGGCAGCCCACAAGCAAGCGAAUAAUUCAAAAGACACCUGGAAAUUGUCACAUUUCCCCAGCCUAUCUUCCUUCCUUCCUUUGCCCUGACUUGACCAACUUGUUGUGUGUGCAUCUCUCAUCAUGGGUUGCGUCUCUAUGCUUUGUGGCAACAUUCUCCCCUUUCCCCCAUACAAACACCUCCACACGCCAGACUGAAGGCAACUGUGCAAGGGUGGGCGUCUGGAUGGUUCGCUGCCUGCCUGCCUUCACCCCAAGACAGGGCAUCUUGGUGCAGUGAAUGCCAGGCCAGCCUGGGAGGAUCACUCACCCGUAGGGAGAUUUCCCCACAGGGAGAAUGGAGUGUUGUGAAUGGAGUCCAGCCAGGAAGAUCUGCUUCCUGGAUUAAGAAGUUUGGGACAAACCUGCUCCCUAGAGAUGGCCUUGUACAGCAGAUCCUCACCUGCCCACAGACACCGGUGGGCUUCCAUUGUGCUGGGCUGACGCAGGAAGUGGCUCCCACCAGGAAGUUGCCCUUGCAGGCAAAGGCAGAAUGGCUCAACUCACACACGCUUCCUUGAGCUCCACCUUCAAACUCUGCUUUCUCUUCUCCCAGGUUGCUAUAAAGAUCAUCUCAACGGCAGAAGCACCUGUAGAAUAUACCAAAAAGUUCCUCCCAAGAGAAAUCUACUCCCUCAAUGUUACCUACAAGCAUCUUAAUGUGGUGAGUCAGUGGGGGGCCUGCGCUGGGCCAUUUGCGCUUUGGACAGGAAGUUUCAUGAGUUCCACCUGCUGACCUCACACACACACGUCAUGUCAGGUGUGAAGGACAACCUGUAAUUCAGACACAGGCUUUGCAGACCCAGAGAAAAGAGAAGCUGGCCCUUCAAAGCCCAGCCCCAAGACAGAAAUCCUUUAUUUCCCAGGGACAUUUAUAGAACUGCAGCCUUAACUAGUGAGCGAACACCCUGUGGCUGACUUCUUAUGCAGUAGAAACUGGAAGGAUAUUCUCACAAAUUUGACCCCCAAAACUCAACACAAGGCUUUGGAUUUUGCUCCCCACCCGGAUGAUGCGCAGAGGACACUGGUUGGCGCAGAGCAGCCGUCACUCACGCCAGGCUCCCUUUGAGCAUCCCAGAGUCUGCGCAUGUGCAUUAGAGCGGCUGUCACCUGCAUGGCUGCUCUUUGCCACAAUCCAAGACCACAGGGGCUGACCCUUCCACGGUCCUUGCGUCCAGGCAGACGGCAGCCAUUUGUGUGUGUGUGUCAUUCAUGUGGCACAUCUUGCAUUGCAUGCCUUGCACUCAGGCAGUCAAGUGUGCCGCAGUUCCAAAGGAUAAUGGGAGUAUCCAAACAGUUCCACUAGCAUAGGCACUUUAAAAAAAUAAUAAUUUUGUAUUGGUUUUUUCACUAAUUUAUACAUUUUAGCUUAACCGUUUCAAAUAUUAAAAUACAAUGUUCUUUUGAACCUUCAAACCUCCCUCCCUCCCUGGGUUACAUGUUCAAGAUCAGCUUUGCUGCAUCUUUUACCCUUAUCCAUCUAUUAAAUUCCUGCCAACCUAGCAGUUUGAAAGCACGUCAAAGUGCAAGUAGAUAAAUAGGUACCGCUCCGGCGGGAUGGUAAACGGCGUUUCCGUGCGCUGCUCUGGUUCACCAGAAGCGGCUUAGUCCUGCUGGCCACAUGACCCGGAAGCUGUAUGCCAGCUCCCUUGGCCAAUAAAGCAAGAUGAGCGCUGCAACCCCAGAGUCAGUCACGACUGGACCUAAUGGUCAGGGGUCCCUUUACCUUUAUUUAUUAAGUAUCUAUAAUUUUCAUUAAAAAAUCACAUUACAAGUCUCAUUACAUCCCUACCAACAAUUUUAACUGUUUACAGUGAUCUUCUAAGUAAGUUUAAAAUGUACUCGUCUUUUAAAAAUACUUGAUCUUCCUGGUUUUGGAUCUUCCCCGUCAGUUUCACCAUCUCUGCAUAGUCCAUCAGUUUCAUCUGCCGUUCUUCUUUUGUUGGUACUUCUUUCUUCCUUCCUGGCAUAAGCACUUUUGUCUGUUCAGCAGAACUUUUGCUCCUCUCCUGACCUGACACAGGUCUGGGUUCUUUCCCCAAAGUUCUGGGGCACAGGCGGGCAGAGGAAAGGAAGGCGAAGCUCCUUUGCACAGGCAAAAGUCCUUGCGCUUGUGGAACUGCUUAGCUCAGUGGAUGCCAAACUCUUUUGGGUCCCCCAUCCUCUUGGGCAAUCCAUCUGGGUCCCCUUGUGACAAGGGCGGGCCGCUCCCCUGCAGAUCCAGCUCUACGAGAUGUACCGGAACAGUAAGCGCACCUACCUGGUCCUGGAACUGGCCUCCCGGGGAGACCUCCUGGAGCACAUCAACGCCACGUCGGACAGGAGGGAGCUUCCUGGGCUGGAGGAAGAGGAGGCACGAAGGCUUUUCCGGCAGAUUGUCAGUGCCGUGGCACACUGCCACAAUGUCGGCAUCGUCCACAGGUGACAGAAAUGGCUGGGGGGGGGGAAGGAGGGGAACAGCUGGGAGGUGGUGGCAGGGAAGAGUCGCUUGUGGGGCCUGGAAGACCUCCAGGGCCACGCCCAGAUUCCCUCUCGGGAAGAGGAAGGCAGCUCCCAGGGGUCCAGCCCCAGAGAAAAGAGCUGCCUUGUCUUUCUGGGCCCCGGUGGGAAUUUUUUUUAGGAUAAGAGUUUUUCUUAAAAUAUGCAUCACUUCCCACUAAAAAGCAACUCACAAUCCAAGGACAGCAAUAAAACCGCAUCACAACAUCCCAAAAGCUCUGCUGUAGCAGCAGCAGCUGAAUCAGACCAAAUGUGUGUGGGGGGGUGCAUCUUCCUGUUCCACACCUCCCCUUGUUCUGCUGUUAGACGCCCAGAGUGGCUGGGAUAAAUACCCAGAUGGGCAGGGUAUAAAUAAAUUAUUAUUAUUAUUAAUAUUAUUAUUAUCAUUAUUAUUCUGGCUGGUGACUGUGAGAUGCCCCAAAGGGAAGCCUGAAAGCAGGACCUGAGUGAACAGGCAUAAUAACAAUAGCAAUAACAAUAAUAACAAUAACAAUAACAAUAACAAUAAUAAUUUAUUAUUUAUACCCCGCCCAUCUGGCUCGGUUUCCCCAGCCACUCUGGGCGACUUCCAACACAAUAUUAAAAUGCAGUAAUGCAUCAAACAUUAAAAGCUUCCCUAAACAGGGCUGCCUUCAGAUGUCUUCUAAAUGUCAAAUAGUUGUUUAUUUCUUUGACAUCUGGUUGGGAGGACAUUCCACAGGGAGGGUGCCACCACCGAGAAGGCCCUCUGCCUGGUUCCCUGUAACGGCUUCUCACAGCAAGGGAACCGCCAGAAGGCCCUCGGAGCUGGACCUCCGUGUCCGGGCUGGACGAUGGGGGUGGAGACGCUCUGGGUGCUGCUCAAAUUCCCAGGAAAACAGAGUGUUUGGCCUGGCACCAGAGUUAUGGCAAGUUUAGUGCACCGGAAAGGUCUCCCUGGGGAGAGCAUCCACAGGCCCCAUUCCCAGUGGGGAACCCUCAAUUGGGGUAGGGGGAGAGACUGAAGAGAUAGGUGGGGCUAGGAGAGAAAAUGGGCAGGAGCAGUGACAAAAUUGGUCUGAGCCACGGGCAGGACUCCGGACUCCAGGGGACAUUCUGACCGUUUGAAAACCAGGUGUUUCUACACCAGUUCCCACGUCUUUCUAUCCGUUGUCCAGGCAGGCAAGAGGCAGUGUCUCAGCUGAAGGACAAAUUCCAGCCAGGCAAAUAUAGAUGGGUGAGCAGAGCAGUCUGAGGAGAAAACGUGGCUCAGAGUCCCAAGAGUCUUGCUACUUGAAUGUCUGGCUGCAUUUUAAAAAAAGUUUUGGAAAACUAUGGUGAUAUAUGCAUAUAACUGUAUCCUCUACGCUGCUUGUCCUUCAAGAACAGAUGACAUAUAAGAGGGCAAAAGUCCAAGAAGUCAUUAAGCAAAAAUAUGAGCAAAAGACUUAACAUAAGGAACACUAGUUAUCUAGCUGAAGUGGUAAAGAUAAUAGUUUGCCCAGCUUCCUAUAACUUUCAUUUAUUAAAUUUAUGGGUGAAAUCCUAAUUAAUUGUGUUGUGAGACAUUUCUGCAGUAGUCAUUAAUAAAGUUUUAUAGCUUUGGAAAUGGAAAUAUAUAUAUAUAUGAAAGGCUGGCUGCAUUUGGUCCUCAGUCCUGAGGCGCCUCACCCCUAACUUGCCGUCUUUCACAAAAAGAGCCCAGAACACACAAAUAACGCUUUGAAUUCGACUUCCUAGUUCUACCUUCAUACUCACCAGUUUUGGACUGAUACACAGAUUGUUUAAUAACCCAUAGGGGCACUGCAGUUCUCCACACUUUCCAGGAUACGACUCAUUCAUUCGAGUGUUUUCAAGUUGGCUUUGAUUCUCACAGCACUGAAGGGCCAGGAGGACUCUGGGCAAAACAGACCCAGACAGCCACGCAAACACAGCUGGUUGCCCGAGACAGGCUCUAUCAUUUUAUAUUAUUCUCUUUUAGCUUUUCUGCCUGUGGCCAAAGAUUGCAAGGUAGGCAGGCAAUAUCUGCUGGAUGUUUCAGAGCGAUCUUGUGCGCAGGCCUGAGCACUGGGCAUGGGAGCUUCCUCAAGCAUCUCUGGGCCCCUCUGGCUGAUGUGCUCCUUUGCCUUCUGCCACAGCAGACCCAGAUUGUUGCAAAAAGCCCCAAACAGCAGUUGAAAAUAAAUAAGGGAAACAUGCAGAUUGGUGUGAUUCUUUGUAGCAUGUCUGUUUCCAGGCUCCUCCUCAUGAUUACUAAUGAGUCUGCAAACUUCAGUGCACAUUCUCGUUCUUCCUCCAUAUGUACAUCUGCAUGCUCUCAUGGUGCACCAUUAAAGCUUCUUUUGCUGCUUUUUGUUCCCUCAGAGACUUGAAAUGUGAGAACAUUUUACUGGAUGAACGUGGCUUCAUUAAGCUGACUGGUGAGUUUCCUUCCAUGGGGGCAGAGAGAGCGGCCUCCCAUCAGCCAACGCCAUUUGUUUAUGUCAAGUGAGCCCAGAGUUCAAAAUUCAGCAGCCAAUGACCCAGAUAAGGGAGCCACGGCCAGAGGACCUCAUGGCAUUCACUUAGCAAAAUAAGAGCAUGUUUUAAGGGCAUCAAAUUAGGCUUCACCUUCUACAUAAAACAGCCAUUUCCCUCUUUUCAGCACUGUGACAUGAGGUCUCGCUGCCUGCCAACCCACCCCAAUUUUAAUGUUUUCAGAAAUUCAGAUGGGACACACUAAUUCUGUUGUGAGAUGUCUAUAGAGAAUUUAUGACCCCAAAGCAUUUCUGUAUCUCUCUCAAGGGAAAUUGGAUGGAUAAAAUCUGCCCGGCAAAGCUGCAUCCUCCAGUCAUCUCAAGUGAAUUAAAAUGGAAGGAUUUAUUGGUUCUUAUUGGCAGAGGCUGCGGAAACAUCAGUCCCAGAAGUAGGAUGUUCUGAGUGGGAGCUUCUCUGCCUUUUAUCAGCUGUGGCAGAGCCUCCCUUUCGUUGCUCCCACUGCCCCACCCAAUUCCCAAAGGCAAUAAUGACCAGCUGGGAAACUUGGGCAUGGAUGAAGCCGCUGAGGGACAUAGCCCCUAAAACAGCCAUUAAUUUGCUUUCUUAUUCUUAUUUGUUUAUUGGUUUGUCUGUCUGUCUGUCUGUCUGUCUGUCUGUCUGUUUCCUGCCUUUUUCCUUGACAGCUUACAGAUAAAAACAAGAAAACCUGCUGAAAACCUGGAAAAAACAAUAAUAAAUAAACAAUAAGCCAUUGACAGAAUUAAAACUAUACAGUAGUACCUCAGGUUAAGAACUUAAUUCGUUCCGGAGGUCCGUUCUUAACCUGAAACUGUUCUUAACCUGAAGCACCACUUUAGCUAAUAGGGCCUCCCGCUGCCAUGCGAUUUCUGUUCUCAUCCUGAAGCGUCUGUAACCCAAGGUACCACUGUAUUCAUAUAUAAAACCGGUUUAAAACAUGCCACUAACUACAAUGAAAACAGCACAACACCAGUUCUUUGAUUAAAAGCAGUCCAUUCCCCGAAGCCGGUUGGAGCAAGGAAGUUUUCGCCUUCUGGCGGAAGGACAGAGAGGAGGGAGCCCCUACCCAGCUGGUGCCUUCCAGGUGCUGGGCGCCCAAAAUGCCCGGAGAGCCCGAGGCUGGCAAAGGCUCUUCUAAGCUGCCAGAUGGAGAGCUGGUCUUCUUCUCUGCCCCCGUUGCAGAUUUUGGGUUUGCCAAUCGCUAUUCCCUGAAGAAUUCCCUAAUGAACACCUUUUGUGGCUCCGUGGCCUACACUGCCCCUGAAAUCCUCAUGAGCAAGAAGUACAAUGGGGAGCUGGCUGACCUAUGGAGCCUGUGAGUACAAUUUGGGGGCAGAACUGCUGGAGCAUGUGGGGGAGAGACGUGGCACCAGGGUCAUGCCAGGUAUGGGGCCUGGGCAGGCACAGGCAACAAGCCAGGACUUAAAGGGCUGCAUGUCUCAUUGGUUAGAGAGCAUCUGCUCUGCAGGUUGAAGGCAUCUCAAGGUAGGUCUGGAAAUAUCCUGUAAGGAACCCUGGAGAGCCCUUGAGGCAGCCAGGGCAGGCCAUACUGGGCUAGAUAGAACACUUUGGCCUGGCAGGCAAGACCUACAAUGGAUGCUCUGGCCCAGAGAGGAAGCCUCUUGCCCUGGGCCAGCCGGCGCUUGGGCUGGUGGUGACCCCUCUCUGAACUCCUCCUUCCCGCAGUGGGGUGAUCCUCUACGCCAUGGUGACAGGGAAGCUCCCCUUCAAGGAGCGCCAGCCACACAAGAUGAUCCACGUGAUCAAGCAGGGACUGGCUUUCCGGCAGCCCAUCUCACCAGGUAACGGCGUGGCAACAACCGGCUCUGCUGCAGGGGCCCGGGGGGGAGGGGGAGGCUCAGCUGGGCCCACAUCUGCCACCCCAGCACCCAAGAAGAAGGGGAGACGGGCGCGCCUUCUUGAAAACCACUAGGACAUUUUUAAAAUGCCAUUAGAGUUGCAUUUCCUUACACCUCUAGAGCCCCGAAGCCAUUCUGCAAUCUCCAGGUACUUUGCAGAAUCUCCUGUACCGCACUUGCAGAAUUCCCUGUCGGUGGUCAGGAGGAACAGCAGCACCACCGGAGCCACCCUCAGCCAGUGCCAGGGAAGAGGAUGCAGCCACCGCAGACACAUUUGCCUGGAGCAGCCCCUUCCCACUGGCACCAUCACCUCAAAGCAAAUUCUUGCUGGAGCUCGAGUCAAGUCACAGCAGGCAGUGCCCAAGGCUGUGGCCCCAGGGCUUUGCUCCUCCUUCCUCUUGUGCAGGGGUAGGCAAACUAAGGCCCGGGGGCCGGAUCCGGCACAAUUGCCUUCUAAAUCCACCCUACAGAUGGUCUGGGAAUCAGCGUGUUUUUACAUGAGUAGAAUGUGUCCUUUUAUUUAAGAUGCACCUCUGGGUUAUUUGUGGGGCAUAGGAAUUCGUUCAUUUCCGCCCACAAAAUAUAGUCCGGCCCCCCAGAAGGUCUGAGGGACAGUGGACCGGCCCCCUGCUGAAAAAGUUUGCUGACCCCUGCUCUGGUGUCUCAAGUUCACCCAGUGCUUCUGGCCUGGCCCUGCUCUAGACUCUGGCAAAAGUCACAUGGUCAUUCACACUGCAUCCCAGUGCUGGGAGCCCAACCACACGCAUCAGGCUUGCUGGCACCAGUGGUUCCUUUAUAGCGUUUCCAAUGGAGGCAUCUGAUCACGAGGCUCUACAGCUACCUGCACUGGGGGCAUGUGAUUAGUUCUGUGUCCUGUGCCAGCCCCCCUGCCCAGAGAUACACGGCAGGCCGAGCCCCAAAGCCUGGCAGGGUGCCCCAGUGGCAAAAUGAACCCCACUGCAGGAUGCCAGUGAAGCGGUGCGGCCACAACCCCUUACCCUGUGCCAAAGGGCGCAAGGACAAGACGCAGGGCUGCAAGUCAGCCAGCGACACUUGAGUCUCCGCAAGGGAAAUGGAGGCAGAUCUCCUGGCCCAGGCACUGCUCGCUCCCUGAGCCCUCUGCCCUCCUCCCCCAGAAGCCCCACCAGUUGCUUCGUGCAGCUGGCACAACCCUAGGAUGAAGAGCCCACUGCUACAAACACCCCCCUUUUCAUUAGAGCCCCCAGGUGGUGGCAGCUGUGGUUCUCACCAGCUCUUCUCCCUGCUGCAGAAUGUCAGAACCUGAUUGAGGGUUUGCUCCAGCUGAAGCCAGCUGCCCGCCUGGGCCUGCAGCAAGUGGCCACGCACCGAUGGAUGCUGCCUGCCACGUCGGCCAUCUUCCACCGAGUGAUGAGCUCCAUGGGGGUCCACCCGGAGUGCAACCUAAGCCCAGAGAAGUCCCAAGCGGCACAAGGUAAGCGGACAGGACCCCCAGCUGCCCCCCUGAGAGCAACACACCCACCCCCUGCCCUGAGGGAAGCAGAUAAGGACAGGCAGGACAGACACACACGCCAUCACCCAGGGAAGCAGGGAGCCAUCCUGGAAGGACAGCCCAGCCUCUGCCUCUUUGGGUAACAGGGAACCCCGUUCAAGAAGGUACAACAGACCAGGCCUCUGUGUGUGUACAAAGCUACCCUGUCCUGGGCACCGUUUCUGGGCCAGAAGCUCUGCCCCCUGCCCCCUGCAGGCAGCCAACUCCAGGAAGACCAGACCCCUUGGGUGGCAGCCAGGCCAGAGAGCAGCAGGUGAAGGAACAGUGGCAGGUUCUUCCUAGCCCUGGGGCAUAACGGAGGUUCUCCUGCUGCUCCUUAGACUGGGCUGAGGCUGACAGGGAAAAGAAAUACCCGGGGGCUGCAAGGGGGGGGAGUGGGGAGGUGACAAGGCUCAGAGUUAUGGGGUGACUUGGGAAGGCUCCUUCUGAGCCAGUGUUGUAGCGUGGGUUGCUGGCACCCGGGGCGUCCAAGUGUUCUGCCUGAUAUGUGCCCUCAGAAAUGUGUGCGUGGGGCCACGGCCCUCCUACCCCCCUUCACCUGCAGCUGGGCUCCUCCCAGGAGUCCUUGCAGAGCCCCUGGCCAGCCCCAUGUGUUGUGGGCUGGACAGCGCCCACCUCGUCCGGGCAGAAAGGGCGAUGCAGCCCCGUCCCUCCUCUAACCGGCUCCCCUUUUGCAGCAGAGCCCCUGGGCGCCACGUCGCAGCUGCCGGACCUGGAGAGCUCGGCCAAGGUGUCGGAGGGCGCCAAGGAGGGCCAGGUGCGACCCACGCCGCGCGCCGCCUCGGCCACGGGCGCCUUCCCGGCGCGGGCGGCCAAGGCGGCGGCCGAGAAGAAGAGCAGCCCCGACGGGGCAGCCGGCGCGGCCAACUGCAUCCUCCAGCUGCCGUCGCCGCGCAAGACGGAGCGCCCGCCGCGCCUCUCGCUCUACCGGCCCAGCCUGCUCAGCAGCCUGCAGCCCUUCCACCACCUGCCCAACUUCCGAAAGCCCGGCUCGGGCUUCUCCACCAGCGCCUACGUGAGCAGCAAGCGGCUGGCCGACAAGGUGCCGGCGCGGGCGGCGGCGCUGGGCGCGGGCGGCGGCAGCGGGGGCGCGGGCGGCUCGGCCAGCCUCUCCAAGCAAGUGCACUCCCUGUACACCAUGACGCCCUGCCCGUGAGCCGCCGCCGCGCAAGUCCCGCGCAAGCUGCAGCCGCCCGCCCGUCCGUGCGCCCGUCCGGUGGAGCCGGUGCCUCCCCUCGGCCGCGCCCUGGGCGGGGGACACAGCGCCCAAGGACCGGAUGCAGUGAGCACUAUUAAAGAUUAUUCAGAGUCCCUCCGCGCUGCUGCCUGCUCGUGUGUGCCCGCGUGGCACCGACUGGCGGCCGACCUGGGACUGAGGAGGCGCCGCUGCCAUGGAGCCCGCGCGCUCCUUGCUCGACCGACUGCGCGUCUGCUGCCUGCUGUUUUCUCUAUAUACAUCAGUGUAUCCUGGCUUGGCGUGGCUCUUCUUGCCGUGUGUGUGCGCGCGCAGAGGGGCAGGGGCGCGCCCCCCCCAAGGCGCCUCGCGGGAGGAAACGGUCCCAGACGAAACCCGUUGCUCGCAGACGCCUCUGCAUUAAUGCCCGGGGCAGCUCACGGAGAAGUUGCUGCCCAGUAUCCCCAGGGCAACCCUUUCCCACGUGAAGGUUGCAUGCGGGGCCGCGCAGCUCUCGCGCAUUCCGAAUCCUGCCCCCAACCCGCCCUCGAAAAGGCCAGUGUCGCUUCCUGUGUCCUUUGCAUCAGGAGCUGGUGCUGUACCAGCCCCACAACACAGCCCGG
This is a messenger RNA of Podarcis lilfordi (Lilford's wall lizard), 11225 nucleotides long. NCBI's taxonomy places the organism in Eukaryota, Metazoa, Chordata, Lepidosauria, Squamata, Lacertidae. The record is from the annotation of a GenBank genome assembly.